Messenger RNA from Racocetra persica, 240 nucleotides. NCBI's taxonomy places the organism in Eukaryota, Fungi, Glomeromycota, Glomeromycetes, Diversisporales, Gigasporaceae. The record is from the annotation of a GenBank genome assembly.
AAUUUGAUGACAUUUAUAAUGAAGAUAAUGAAGAUCAAAUAUCUAAUGCAUUGUUUGCUCCUAAGAAUACUUCUAUUGUAAGUUUUGAACCAAAAAGCAACAAUUAUGGUCUUGGAUUUAAUCCGUUCGAGAAUGCUCCAGAAUUUGUUGUACAAUCAAGUAUUAAUAAAGGAACAUCAAUGUCUGAUUUUCAUACUUCGCUAAUGGAUGAGGAUGACGAAGAUACCAUAGUGAUGGGAA